Molecule: messenger RNA, 1790 nt
Organism: Guyanagaster necrorhizus
Lineage: Eukaryota; Fungi; Basidiomycota; Agaricomycetes; Agaricales; Physalacriaceae
Exons: 3
Coding region: 407-1681 (424 amino acids)
Source: RefSeq, a predicted model, not a curated record
CGACGACAGCCUCUCCGUUUUCACAAACUUCGUGAUACGUCUUUCCUGAAAAGGCUGUUAAAUCAUCUCAGUCUGGACAGGAUUACAUUAAAGUAUCGUAACCUGCACUGCGGGCUGUGUAGUGGCAGGAUCCUCGCUGGGUACUUGCCUAUCGACAUCCACAACAUGAUUGAUCUGCGCACUCCAUGCAUGCAGCAGUUGGUGACCAGAACAACUUCUCUGAUCGAAAUUAUAUUGCGUGGGUAGUGAAAUGGACAGAUAUCAACUACUUAUAUACGUAGGAUCGCACUGUUCCGUCUGCGCAUCAUGUAUCAACGAGAUGCAUUACUUAUCGUCUCGUCUCAAUACUACGAUGGGGCCUUUCUGUUGCUGAUUCUCUUACCUUCCUGCCCACUCUCUUCUUGUAAUGUCGGGCGUUUAUCUACUGUUGGACGACUCUAACCCUCUGAUUUCGUACAAUGGCCCAUGGAAUAUAGGCGUUUCCAGCUAUGGAGACUCUCAUUGUUUGGGUGUAGGCUCGGACGGCAGCCUAUCCGUGACAUUCAGCGGUACUUCGAUAGCGUUUGCUGGUAGUACGCCGGGCGUGCUAGACGCAAUGCCGUUUCAAGUCAACAUUGACAACGGAUAUGUUGAGGAUACGUCGUAUCUGGAUGAGAAUCAUUAUGAACGGUGGUACCAGUCACCGACACUAGGGGAUGGGAUUCAUACCAUCAACCUGACUGGGCUAGUGAACGGUACUGAUUUGGAUUAUGUCCUCGUCGAGGCUGGUCCUUCGACGUCUCUCGCUAAUUCAUCCAUCAUAAUCGACGAUAGCAGUGCGGAAAUUCGGUAUUCUGCAGGCUGGGAUCGGAAUACCGAUUCACUGGGUUAUGUAGAUGGCGUGUUCUUUUCGCCCUUUGGUGGCGGUACAACGGAGAGUACGACACAGAAUAAUUCAUUUUCAUUCCAAUUCGCUGGCACCGCCGUGUACGUUUAUGGCGUCCAUAAAGCCGUCGAAGGUGCCGUUGCGGCGCAAUUCAGCGUGGACGACUCGCCGGUGUCGUUCGUAUCGCUGGACCCUAUGGUGCGGGAGGACGAAGACAUGGUCAAUUACCUGUUCUUUGAAAACACCAGACUCGAGCCUGGUAAUCACACCCUGAUGUGCAACGUGACAGAAAUCACCGGCAACCAGUCCUUCGUGCUCGACUACAUCGUUUAUGCUCCAUCUUUUGUAUCGAUAUCUGACAAACCGAAUUUCUUUCCCCAGCCCGGGGCAAACGCCUCCAAUCCUUCGAGUCAUUCUAGGCAUAGUGCUUCGAACUUGGCAAUAUCUGCAGGGGCUAUUGCCGGUGUCGUUGCUGGAGUCACUGUGUUUUGCUUUGUCGUUCUGGCGCUGAGCGUCAUUUGGUGUAGGGGAGGAAAGCGAAGAAUCGUAAUGCUUUCACGGUCGUCGUCCUUUGGUGAUGCCACGGUUGCGUCUGGGGGAUUAUUUCCCCCCGAACCAUCGAUGUAUUCUAGUGACACUCAGGUCGUUCGCACACCUCUUGUACCGAAUCGGUUUGAUCCGAACCUAUUCGUAUCGAACGAGGUCUGGCCCCCAAAGUAUCCUUCGUCUCGAUUAUCACUUUCAUCGCGUUUCAGGGAUUUUGGGAUUGGUUGGGGGUAUUCAAAAAGGACUCGUAGUUAUCCGGAGAAGCUUUGAUGGAACCAAGGGUUCUUACUUAUUUAUAUUAAUCUUUUACCGGCUUCAACGUUUGAAUUUUGAUGUAUUACAGACAGAUUUGUCGGCUCGCAAGGUCAUGAAUAGAUAG